Molecule: messenger RNA, 5672 nt
Organism: Bemisia tabaci
Lineage: Eukaryota; Metazoa; Arthropoda; Insecta; Hemiptera; Aleyrodidae
Gene: PAPLA1
Product: Phosphatidic Acid Phospholipase A1
Cellular component (GO): COPII-coated ER to Golgi transport vesicle; cytoplasm
Molecular function (GO): metal ion binding; glycerophospholipase activity
Source: RefSeq, a predicted model, not a curated record
UGAUAACGCUGUGUUUACAUUCUGUCUGCGCAAUUUGAGUGUUUUUUUCUAAUAAUUUAGACGUUUCUCAAAAACUUUAAAUGGCUGAUAAAUCAAAAAGUGACGCGUUUAAACCCCCAACUCUACCCUCAUCCAAAGCAAACCCUCUUUUGAAAGCUGUUGGAAAUGAUUUUUCUACUCUUCCUGCGAGCUCUCUUCUCUGUCCUGUGGCUGAAACUAACAUUUCAACAACUCAAGGCUCAACAUCUUCAAGCAGUAAUCCUCUCUUUUCGGGUGCAAGCAGUCCAGGGGAAACAGAUCCUCACAGGAGUUUCUCCCUUCAGUCUCAGCUUCCCUUGAACCCCAAUCUACCUCCACCCCCAACCUCGCGUCGGAACCCUGAGCCCUCAGACGCUCCCACUUAUUCAGUACCUCUGACUGCUUCCAGCCCUGGACCUCCGCGAUAUCCACCCUCAAACCUCUACAAUCCUGCCAGUUUCACAGGUUCUUCUCAAGGGCCAACCGUCUUCCAGUCGGCGUCCAGUGCAGACGACGACCUGAGCGGGUACUUCAACAACCUGAAACUGGCCUCCAACCUGACGGCCUCCAAGUCAGUACCAUCUGCCGUCUCGAAUGCUCAAUCGUUUGCCCCUCACCCAACUUCAGCGCUCCCGACUAGUGCCUCCUUCCCCGCCGCCCCACCCACAGCGCCACCCCCAGGGGGUCCAGCUUCUGGCAACAACUAUCGAUUGGGAAAUCUCCAUCGAACCGCUUAUGCUCAAGUACCUGGACUAGCAACAGUGGCAAAUCCACACAUAACAGCACCCUUGCAAAAUCCGAUACCACAACAGCCAAUGCCUGUCGCACAAACCCCUGUCAUGAUGGACACAUUACAGUACUCUGUACCUCCACACUCCACACCAUCUCCGCCUGCCUCAACAUCUAUCAUGUCGCCCGAUGCUGUCGAUGGUGGAGUGGCAUCGACACUGAGCUCAGGAUUUGACUCCAGUUAUGCCAGUGGUUUUAAUUCAUCUAGCACCAACCCCACUUAUAGACCUGUCUAUCAUCACUGGUUCUUUAAAAGAGAAAUCGAAGGGAAGGUUGUUUGGUAUCCACUCAGCAUGGCUGAUUCAACAGCUCUGGAAGCAGCAUUGAACUCCUCUGAACUGAAUGUCGAUACCAAAGUCCCAACCGAUGGUGGUAGAUAUGAUGUAGAAAUACUGAGACGUCAACGAGUGGCUGUGUUUUGGAAGGAAGAACCAACCGAGGUCCGCAGAUGCUCAUGGUUUUCGAAAGGCCCGACUGAGUCCAGACAAAUGCCUUACGAAGAAAAUAUAGCCACUUUAUUGGAGGAAGAAUAUAAACAGGCAGUACUCACAAAUUCUUGGAGCCGAAGAGUUACACUUCCCAAUGAGGAUGAAAUUGUUAUUCACAGCCCAACAGCCAUUGUACAUCACUCGAAGAACAUUAGCUUUUCAAACUUGGCAACAUGGGACUCCAACACACCUGUUCAACUACAACCCAAAAUCGUAAAAAGAGGUUUAGAUGAAUUCAACAUAGCCGAAGGCGAACCAGAAAAAGUAGACCAUUUGUUGUUCCUUGUGCAUGGCAUUGGUUCAUUUUGUGAUCUCAAGUUUAGGCCAGUUAUGGAAGUCGUGGACGAUUUUCGAAACAUUUCUCUUCAACUAACACAAUCGCAUUUCCGUGGUGCAAUCGAACAAGGCAUUGUGAAUCGAAUUGAAGUUCUGCCUGUAUCCUGGCAUGAUGUUCUCCACUCACAAGAAACAGGCAUUGAUAGAAAACUCCAGUCCAUCACUUUGCAGUCCAUACCCAAACUUCGCCACUUCACUAAUGACACUCUCCUCGAUAUUCUUUUCUACACAAGUCCAAUCUACUGCGAAACAAUAGUUCAAGCUGUUGGCAACGAACUCAACCGGUUGUACAGUCUUUACUGCUCGCGGAACCCUCAUUUCAGGGGUGGUGUGUCGGUGGGUGGUCACAGUCUAGGAUCCCUCAUUUUGUUUGACAUGCUCUGCAACCAGCUCUCUGUUGGUCACCCUCUCAGCUCGACAGAAACAUCAGAAGAACACAAGAACGGCCAUGACAGUAGGAAAGUCGGCCUGGGUUGUUUGAACAGUAAAGAUGCUGUACUCAGCAAUGAUGUAAGCUAUGUGACCAUCGGUCGAGCUGGAACAGGGCAGCCGUAUAUCAAGUAUCCACAAUUAUCUUUCCAACCAGCUCAUUUCUUUGGUUUCGGCGCGCCUAUAGGGAUGUUCAUCACGAUCCGAGGAAUCGCAUCGCUAGGUGCAGACUUUAAAUUUCCAACGUGCCCGUCUUUCUUCAAUAUUUUCCAUCCAUACGAUCCAGUGGCUUACCGAAUAGAACCUUUGAUCAUUCCCGAAAUGGAAAAACGUCAUCCAGUCCUCAUUCCGCACCACAAAGGCCGGAAACGAAUGCACUUACAACUGCGUGAUACAAUGGCUCACGUUGGUGCAGCGCUAAAAUCUACCCUCAUGGACUCUGUCCGACCUGUGCUCAACACUGUGUACCAGUUGGCCGGCUACAGAGGACGGCCUGAUGAAGUAACAAUUGAGGAGCAAAUAAUGACCAAGGCCCUUCAAGAGGAAUUGACUCAAGAGCAGGAACCCUCUUGUGCAAUGCACUACGAUGAUGACCAUUUGGAUGAAUCUGUGCGAGUAGGUCAACUGAAUGGUGGCCGUCGCAUCGACUAUGUUCUGCAAGAAGCUCCUUUGGAGAGCUUUAAUGAAUACCUUUUUGCUCUGAGUAGUCAUGUUUGCUAUUGGGAAUCAGAAGACACUAUGCUCCUGGUUUUAAAGGAAAUCUACUCACACAUGGGCGUUUGUGUAGAUAACCAAAUCCCUCAGCAGAUGCUACCAUUUGACAUUCCAGCGUCGGAAGCCCAGUCUUAUAGUGAGGGUGUGCCAAGGUAUGUUUCCACCAUGGGGCCAGUUAGUGAAAGUUAAUAUGAAAGGAGAUAUAUAUUUAUCAAUCCCUGAAGAGGAUGAUACUAAAAAUUGAGGAGUUUUCAUGGCGGAGAAGUAGAUAAGCUGUGCAGCAUUCCUAAGAUCAUGCACCUUUGUAUUGAAUUUGGUCAAUUAUUGAAACUAAAUAAAAUUACCUUCGUGCAUAAGAAGUCUAAAUAUAAACAUUUCUAUUUACAGAAAAUUAAUAUAAAUACAAAAUUGCUUCCCGGCUGUUCUCCAUGAAAAACUCUCUGAUUGGAUGUAUGUGAUAGGAAUAUCAAUCCAUGAAUUGUCAAUAUAGGGUGACCCAAUAGUCCCGCACCACUAGUGGUGGGCAUCACCCCUGUAACUUUUGAACUAUUUGAGUUAGAAACUUGAAAUUUCGCGAGUGCUCCAGGUCAAAUGAAAUGACUUUUGGGAGCCCCCUAAAAUUUUAAAAGUACCAUCCUGAAAAGGGGCAAGAGGUUAUAGAGGUGGUACAGGACUUUUGUUGCACCCUAUACACCUAACUCAAACAAUUUUAGUAGUAUUUUAGGCAGAACAAUCAAGACACCUGAGGUUGCCCUCAUUGCAUCUCAACUACCUACUGUAAUUAAAAUUCAAAUUGUAAUUUUUUACUUAAGUAUGCGAAGACACUGUGUCUCUGUAAUUUUGCGUGUGAUUAAUACAUUUUCACAAAGUUAUUUCCUUUUUUAUCAUUAAAAAGUAUAAAGCUACCGUAUUUACCAGGCAUUUUAAUUUCAUCAACUCUGUAACAAGAAUGGGUCAGGCACAAUUACACAAAUCGGAAUCAUUCAAUCCCUGCCUGGAAAAGUUGCAAUUUUUUUCUUUUCUGUUUUAUGAUAUGCAUGUUUUUUUUUUUUUUAUUUUACAGCAGUCUAAUCUAUGUACGUUUUAAGUUUAAAGUAUGAAAAUUACUCUGAAAGGUUUCUUUGUUUCCAUAGUUUUUAUGUUAUUUAUCUUUAAAUCAUCGGAGCCUCUUGUCAUACAAACUGGCAAGGUUAACUGCCACAUUACUUUGAAAAAUUCUGUGUUUCCAAACCUGUCAACAAAUUAGAUUAUACAUCUCUCUAGAUACAUCUCAUCUAGUUAACUCUCUUGGAAGUUUGAAUUUUUAAUGGAAAAAUCAAUAAUCAAAUGUUACUGCUCAACUGAUUGUGUAAACCAAAGUUAUCUGAUGAGGACUUUAUCCAAACUUCAAAAUUGUGAUUAUGAAACUGUAUUUUAAAGUUGAAAAAGAUCAGUCAUUGUGAGAACUUUCAGAGACUCAAGUCAUGAAUUGCUUCUUUGCAAAUGAUUUCUUUCAAACCCAUGGUUGACCUAAAAAGUGAGGAAUAGACAAGAGGUUUCAAUUGUGCCUAUGAUAUUAACUUUAUUUUUUUAUGCAAUAAGUCCAGUCAUUUGCUGAUUUUUUAAAACUAUUUAUCUGUCCAUUUUAAGACUUUUUUAUGCAAGUAUCAAUUUUAUAUAAUGUAAGAAAGCCAAGAUUUUUAUUCUUGUAUUGUAAAUCAUGAAUUAAUGAUGCUGUUUUUCUAUCAAUUAUUUUUUAUAAAUGUUAAUGUUGAUAUUGUUUUAAUUUAUAAUGAGAAGGGCUGUUUUAACGGUACAAAUAAAGUCUUCAAGUAAUUUGUUUCUUAGUACCUUCAUUCAUUUGAAAACUUGAGAGUGUUAUGCUGCUCAAUGUGGAGUUGGCAUUUUUAUAUUUUUGUUAACGCAUGGAAGAUGCAAAAGCUACCUCUUUAAACAGCCCUUUUAUCUCAUACAACUGCACUGUUAGUCAAGUCGAUUUUUGUUUAUUGUUAUGUUGAUAAUUUUUAGAUUUUAAAAGUUGCGUUUUGUGAUUGACUCACCUUUUUCUGUACAGCGGAAAGUCAAGUUCUGUCGCUCUCAUACAGCCCGUUACAAAGAGUAAAGCAACACAUUGCUUAUUGCAAUAAAUUUUAAUUUGCAUAUUCAUUCACUGUGCUCAAUGCUAUGGACAAAAAUACACACACAGAGAGCUUUCUCUUCUCAUUUUUGGCACAUGAUGACAACAGCGCCAGGCAUUUGAGCUCCAUUAAUAGAGGAUAUUAAAGCUUUUUGCUCUCACAAUAAAAUCUUGUUCUCAAACUCCUAGUCUUCAGGGCAGCACACUAGUUUUGUUUAUUUUCUGCUAAGUACUAACCCAUUCAUCUUUCCUCAAUAUAAGGAGUAUGCACAGUACUUUUUGUCUUUUUUUGUGUUUCGCUUUAUUUCGAGGAACUUUUCAAUAAUUUUAGGAAGUAUAACUUGAAUGGAGUAGAGGUUUGUAAUGUUGAAUGCCACACCGAUCAAUAUGAUUGGGUGCAAAAGCUUAUACUGCUGUCUGAUUCUACCAGUCCUGAGUAUCAUAUACGAAUUCAUGGCCUGUGAUCAGUGUAGUAUCAAGCGAACAUACAUUUUUUUCCUCCACAUUUUUCAAUGUUACCUCUUUUCAUUUUCACUGUGACUGGCGCUGUGGUGUCAUCGAAGAACACACAAAAUACACUGUAAAUGCAAUUAUUUCACAUUUGAUCAAUGACAGUGCAGCUUCCAGUCAGUUUUUACUUGGCAUCUUAGAUCUUUAAAAUUUGUUUUUGAUUGUACAGACUAUUUUUAUAAAAGAUUUUAUGCAUCCUUAAAUUCGUUUUUUUUUUAUUUUAAUUUGUUAUUACUGUGAAUAAUUACAAAUAAAAUUCAGUCAUUUUGCAA